CCGAUUCGUGUUUCCAGCACAUAGUGUUCAUAUACGCUGCGAUCUUUUCCUACUUGGUAGAAUCAUUCCUUGCCGGUCUCCUGACUUUCCCCUAGUACUGUACUCUCUAUACUCCGUAUACUUCUUUUCGCCUCCCAUCGGACGACGCAUUCGGAGCUUUUCACCACGUGCCUUUUCCCCGCCUUCUCCAGGUUUCCCCCCUCCAAUUCUCCGACUCCUGCAAAUCUCCUUGAUCAUCCCAGGUCCCUGCAUUCUUCUGUUUGACGGUCACCUUUGACCCUCUCUCUCCUUUCCAUUCCGGGAUUCUUCAUUCUUGACACGGCAGCGAAACGGUUAAGCUUCCGGCUCUCGGGUCCGGCUGGGAAAAAAAAUAAACCAGGGUCCACCUCCACCGACCGCGGUCUGGGGUAUUUCCUUUCUUCUGACACUAACCUGGAGAUGUCGACCGACUCCUGACGCUGCUGCAAUCUCUACCCAUCCUGCCGAUCGCACAGCUCGAAUUCUCCCUCUUACGUCCAGCCGAGGGGCGAAUGCCCGGAUCUGUGUGAUCUGCUUGACUCUAUGCCGCUGCAAGUUUAGUCCCGAGGAGAAGCAUGUCGGCCACCUCCACCUCUCUCCAAUCGUUCGCCAAUCCAUACUCUCCCUUCUCGUCCCGAUCGCAACCUAAUCGAAUGGCCCAAUCUCAAACCCCCGGAUUGGACACGCUCGCAGAAGGCUCCCAAUAUGCGCUCGAGCAACUCCAGCUCGCGCGGCAAGCCAGCGCGUCCAAUCCCCCGGCUGAUUGCGAGGGCAAACCCGUCAUCGAAACCGAGGCUUUAGAGCCUCAAGCCUAUCGCGAACAAAAUGGCAGACAUCCCGGAGUCAAAGCCUCUUCACAGCCGCAUGAUCCCCUCAUAGAUGCUCGGUCGGCCAUCCGCAAGAACUCAACCGCCACUGCGGUGCGCCGGAGGAUUAGCCGUGCCUGCGAUCAAUGCAACCAGUUGCGCACCAAAUGCGACGGGCAACAACCCUGCGCGCAUUGCAUUGAAUUCGGGCUCAGCUGUGAGUAUGCGCGAGAGCGGAAGAAGCGCGGGAAAGCCUCGAAAAAGGAUCUUGCGGCAGCCGCUGCCGUCGUCACUUCAAACGGUGACAAAGCUCUCCACGAUGGCGGUUCUGCGCAUGGCAAUUCCCCCAACGGCCAAGCCUCACACGAAGUGAACCCGCCUUACGAUCCAGCAUUCGACGCGCCUCGCACUAUACCGGAAUCCACACAGCCACCUCUGCGCAAUCCUAGCGUUCCGGGGUUAUCACGGAUGCAGCAGAACACUCACUCUGCCUCGGGGAAUCCUCAACCAUCAAUUGGAUCUGGUAUCGAUGGCAUCUCACUGAAUUAUGGAAAUGUACCGGAUUCGAAUCGGCAAUCGAUGUCGGUGCCUGACCUGCGCGCUUUGCAAAUGAUGCAACAGAAUGGAAAUCCUCGGUCGCCCGCUGCAAUGCUUCACUCUCAAGGAUUCGGAUCGGGGUAUCAUGAAGGCGCAUACUCUCUAAUGAACUCGCAUGACGCAAACGCGAACUCAAUCGGUCAAUUCCGACUCGGUGGCUCUGAGCAAAACCCGUCAGCAUCGUUCUUGGGAUUCUCCCCUCCAGCACAGUCACCCAGCUGGCUUCCUCUUCCAUCGCCAUCGCCUGCAAACUUCCCAUCCUUUAGUAUGGCUCCAUUCGCUAGUUCAUUAAGAUACCCGGUCUUGCAACCAGUUCUCCCCCAUAUCGCCUCCAUUAUCCCGCAGUCCCUCGCUUGCGAUCUUCUCGACGUCUACUUUACAAGCUCAUCUUCGUCACAUCUAUCACCAUUGUCACCCUAUGUCGUUGGCUUCGUGUUCCGCAAGCAAUCAUUCCUCCAUCCGACGAAGCCAAGAGUAUGCAGUCCUGGGCUCCUGGCCAGUAUGCUCUGGGUAGCCGCCCAAACAAGCGAAGCGGCAUUCUUGACUUCUCCCCCAUCAGCACGAGGGCGUGUCUGUCAGAAGCUAUUAGAACUGACUAUCGGUUUACUGCGACCUCUCAUCCACGGCCCUGCCACGGGAGAAGCCUCGCCGAAUUAUGCGGCGAAUAUGGUUAUUAAUGGGGUCGCGCUGGGAGGGUUUGGUGUUUCAAUGGAUCAGCUAGGCGCACAGAGUAGCGCGACCGGUGCUGUCGAUGACGUUGCAACAUAUGUUCAUCUAGCGACCGUGGUAUCGGCAAGCGAGUACAAAGCGGCGAGUAUGCGAUGGUGGACCGCGGCAUGGUCCCUCGCACGCGAGCUGAAGUUGGGCCGUGAAUUACCACCUAAUGUGAACACGCGUCAAGAUGGCGAAAUGGACACUGAAUCCGAAAUGGAUUUAAAUGGGAACAAGAGGCAACCGGCGUCGCUCUUAAAUUCGAUGGGACAUGGGCCUGGAAGCUCCUCGGUCAACCUCACUGAAGAGGAGCGUGAAGAACGUCGCCGCAUUUGGUGGCUUCUUUAUGUGAUGGAUCGCCACCUAGCUCUCUGCUACAACCGUCCUUUGACUUUGUUAGACAAGGAAUGUGAAGGUCUACUACAACCGAUGAACGACGAUCUUUGGCAAGCGGGCGAUUUCUCCGCGUACCGGCGUGCAGGCCCUGCCUUCGAAUGCACUAGCCACAGCACCUUUGGUUAUUUCCUCCCGCUCAUGUCUAUACUUGGAGAAAUCGUGGACUUGCAGCACGCUCGAAAUCACCCUCGCUUUGGACUUCAUUUCCGAAACAGCGGUGAAUGGGAAAGCCAAGCCAUGGAGAUUACUCGACAAUUGGAUGUGUAUGCGCAAAGUCUCAAGGACUUCGAGGCUCGCUACACCAGUUCAUUGGCUUUGGGUAAUGACAACGACACGACAAUGGAAGGCGCACAUAUCAACCAUGUUAGCCCAUCUGGUCGAUCUAAUAGCAGCACAGUCGGGUCGCAUGUCAGCGAGUCAAUCGUCCACACAAGGAUGGUUGUCGCAUAUGGCACCCACAUCAUGCACGUUCUCCACAUUCUCCUGGCUGGCAAGUGGGAUCCGAUCAAUUUGUUGGAUGACAAUGAUCUUUGGAUCUCAUCUGACUCCUUCAUCACGGCCAUGGGUCAUGCUGUCAGCGCUGCCGAAGCAGCCUCAGACAUCCUCGAGUAUGAUCCAGAUCUGAGCUUCAUGCCAUUCUUCUUUGGUAUCUACCUAUUACAGGGCAGUUUCCUCCUACUCUUGACUGCGGACAAAUUGCAGGGCGAUGCCAGUCCGAGCGUUGUUAGAGCCUGUGAGACGAUCGUGCGGGCACAUGAGGCAUGCGUUGUGACAUUGAACACAGAAUAUCAGAGAACUUUCCGAAAGGUAAUGCGCUCCGCCCUCGCCCAAGUACGAGGACGAGUCCCCGAAGACUUCGGCGAGCAACAACAACGCCGACGCGAAGUCCUUGCUCUUUACCGCUGGAGCGGCGAUGGCAGUGGUCUCGCUCUAUAAGCCUCUCGACCUCUCGAUUCCCCCACCGCUGGCCGAGUUCAUCACUACAUCUUCACAUCAUUCACCAUUUUAAUCGAUUCGGGUUCCAGUUCUGUCUUUCUGACAGGCUACGAAGCAUGUGGUCGGCCCAAAAACAUGAGUUUGGUUUCAUUUGAUGCUUGUAUUUCGUGUAUUAUAUGUUGUUUUACCGAACAUACCCCGAGGCGAGGCGCAAAGGAGCGCAGAUGUUUCUUGUCGAUUUUUUUUCUUCUUAUUAAUAUUCUGGUACAUGCCUACGAAAUACCCUUGAAGAGCAGCUUGAUAUUUGUUGAUUUAUCUUAUUCACUGUCUUAUCCAUAAUGUCUGCCGUCUAC
Molecule: messenger RNA, 3817 nt
Organism: Penicillium brasilianum
Lineage: Eukaryota; Fungi; Ascomycota; Eurotiomycetes; Eurotiales; Aspergillaceae
Source: the annotation of a GenBank genome assembly